AUGAGUUUCCUCGACUCCGUUCUCUCGUCUCUCCAGUCGGGUAAGCCUGCCCAAGCCCCGCUGUCUCGGCCUCCAGCGGCCCCGGUCACAUCCUCAACAGCGAAGAAAGAUGAUCGACGAGUGGAAGCAGCGCCUCGACCACUGCAGACUGCUGGGAAUGCGAGUACAGGAAUAAAGCGCAAGGCCGAGGACCAACUGCCUCGACCCUCCAGGCCUGAGAGCCAACCGGCUAGCAAGCUCCCAUCUGGUCGGCCAGCAGUAUCGUCUGCGAUGCCCAAGGUCGUAUCAAAGUGUGCAUCCCCUACUAUGGUCAAACCUGCUUCGCCGAAACUCGUCCCUAGGAGCAGUACCACACCAACUAGCACGACCCCGGCCGCGAGAGCUGUACCUGCGAAGCCAACAGUGGCAAAACCGGCACUGCCUAAAAUGACGGCCUCCAAACCGGCAGUGGUCACAGCAACCGCAUCCAAACCAGCAGCAGCAAAGCCAGUACCGGUCUCGUCUAAGCCACCACCAAAGGGCUCCUUCGCCGACCUGAUGCAGCAAGCCAAGGUCAUGCAAGACAAAGCUCCAACCCAGCUGGGUAUGCUCCGUCAUCAGAAGGUACCAAAGGAGAGACUGAGCAAAGUCGAGCGCAAACGACGACUGGAGGAGGCCAAGGCACAAGAAAAAGCCGCACGCUUAGGAAAGCGCCCCGCGCCCCCAAGCUCGGCUGCUGCUGGCAAAGCUCCUGCCAAGCGACGAACGCCCGAGCCUCUCUCAUAUAAAGGCACGGCCAAGCCAUCCCAGACUCCCGAGCCUACUGCGUAUCAGGGAACGGCAGGUCGACAAUCUCACCGUGGCACUACCGAUCGUCGUCCUAGCAAACGUCGCAUGGACGAAUAUCUCGCGACCGACGAAGAAGAGGAGGGCGACUUUGGUGACUACGGUAACUACGACGACCUCUACUCGGAUGCUUCGUCUGAUAUGGAAGCUGGCUUUGAUGAUGUAUGGGAAGAAGAAGAUGCUGCCUUGAAAUCUGCUCGGAAGGAAGAUGAACAAGAAUUGCAGAGGGAGACGGCCGCGAAAAAGGAGAAGCUAGAGCGCCAGAAGAAGUUGGCAGCUCUUGCAUCCCGCACCAAGCGGUAA
Molecule: messenger RNA, 1128 nt
Organism: Penicillium daleae
Lineage: Eukaryota; Fungi; Ascomycota; Eurotiomycetes; Eurotiales; Aspergillaceae
Exons: 2
Coding region: 1-1128 (375 amino acids)
Source: RefSeq, a predicted model, not a curated record